Fraxinus pennsylvanica is the source of this 864-nucleotide messenger RNA. The record is from the annotation of a GenBank genome assembly. Lineage: Eukaryota; Viridiplantae; Streptophyta; Magnoliopsida; Lamiales; Oleaceae.
AUGCAAGAACAAGGCAUAACCAUCAUGGGUUCUGGUGGUGUCGGCGUCGGCGAGCAGAACCACCAGCUCAAGGCGGAGAUCGCCAGCCAUCCGCUGUACGAGCAGCUGCUCUCCGCCCAUGUAGCGUGUUUAAGGGUGGCGACACCGAUUGAUCAGUUGCCACUUAUUGAUUCUCAACUCUCACAGUCUCAAAAUCUGUCAAGGUCUUAUGCUCAGUAUAAUAUUUCUCAGUCUCUAACUAUACAUCAAAGGCAAGAACUUGACAAUUUCAUGACACAAUACUUGUUAGUAUUGUGUUCAUUUAGAGAAGAGCUGCAGCAACAUGUCAGAAUCCAUGCUGUCGAGGCUGUCAUGGCUUGCCGUGAAAUUGAGCACAAUUUACAAAUAUUGACAGGAACAACAUUAGGUGAAGGAGCCGGAACCGGUGCAACCAUGUCGGAUGAUGAGGAUGAGCUUCAAAUGGAUUUCUCAUUAGAUCAAUCAGGAGCUGAUGGACAUGAUUUGAUGGGUUUUGGACCGUUGAUUCCAACAGAAUCAGAGAGGUCUCUGAUGGAAAGAGUUCGGCAAGAACUCAAAAUUGAACUUAAACAGGGAUUUAAGUCGAAAAUCGAAGAUGUUAGGGAAGAAAUAUUAAGAAAAAGAAGGGCAGGAAAAUUACCAGGUGACACAACUACAGUGCUCAAGGACUGGUGGCAGCAACACUCAAAGUGGCCUUAUCCAACUGAAGAUGACAAGGCAAAGCUUGUAGAGCAAACAGGGUUGCAGCUCAAACAAAUAAACAAUUGGUUCAUAAACCAAAGGAAGAGGAAUUGGCACAGCAAUUCACAGAAUGCUUCUUCUUUAAAGUCCAAACGCAAGAGAUAG